AUUAAAAAAUAUAAAUAUAGAAACAUCCUAUUUUCCAUAUGAUUAACACAAAAACAUAACAUGAAUAUAGAACUGGCUUACUUCAAUGAAAAAACCAAAGAAAAUGAACCCUACUUUACCAAUUACCAUUAAAAUUUUAGAAGGAAAAAGGAAAAAAAAAAGAAAAAAGAAAAAGAGAGCUUUACACGUUAAAAGGAUAAAGAGUGACAGCAAAAGGUAAAGCUGAUGUCGCUGUCCAACAUGAAAACUCAAGGUCACUUUCAUGGAAAACAGCAUUCCUUACCGGAGUCAACAGAUUCUUAAGACACUAACCCCAUAUCUGCAAAAAAUCUUAAAAGUUAGUUAAGCUCCUUCAACUUUGGUUUCUUGUAAGCAAAAGCUAGCUCUUCUAUUCCCUUUCCUUUACCUUUCCUUUCUCCUCUUUGGUCUUCCUGGAAGAUCCUGUAAUGUUGAUUUAAGAGAUAUGGCCUUGUUUGGAAGUCCAGGAAAGUUGAGUGGACUGCUACUGAGAAUGGGGCAGUGUGUUUUUGCUGCUUCUUCAAUUGGUGUCAUGGUUUCUGCUCAUGGCUUUUUUAACUCCACUGCCUUCUGCUAUUUGGUUGCAUCAAUGGGGCUUCAAGUUUUGUGGAGCUUUGGACUUGCAUGUCUUGAUUUGCAUGCUUUGAGGUCAAAGACAAACCUUCAGAAUCCUGUCUUAGUGAGCCUGUUUGUUGUUGGUGAUUGGGUGACUGCCAUUUUAUCUCUUGCAGCUGCUUGCUCAUCUGCUGGAGUGGCAGUUCUUUAUUCAAGAGACUUGGAUUAUUGCAAAUCACCUCAAAUUCCAUGCAUCCGGUUCCAAGCAUCCAUAUUGUUGGCCUUUAUCUCAUGGUUCCUCCUUGCCAUAUCUUCUCAUGUGGCAUUUUGGCUUUUGGCUGCAGUUUAAGUAACCCAAUCAUCAGUGUUACCCUCCCUAUUCAUUCUUAUUUUUAAGUAGCAUUAAUUUAGUUUUUUCUUUUCAAUGGCGAAAUAGUACUAAUUUUGUUGGGAAUUUCUCAUAGAUGAUCUUUGCAUUUUCUUUUGUCACUUUCACUAGAUUUUUUCUUUUUUUUUUCCCUUUAUCUGCAAUCAUACAUUGUACAUAUGAUAUCCAUGAAAGAUUGCUAUGUUUGGUUAGGACAAGAACAUCAAUAUUACCCUGUCUAUCAUUUUGGUGCUAUAGUCUUGAAGAACUUUCAAGUUUCCAUGCUUUCCAACAUAAAUGACAUACAUGAAAUAUAGAACAGCAAUUUCAUGAGUUUCCUGAUUUCAAAAUUGAGCAAGAAAUUCCCAUCCCACCAGAUAGAAAAAUGAGCUAAUUUUCCACUUAUCAGGAUGGUGAAAACAUAGUCUCAACCAUAUGAAUCAUCAAGUUCUUUGUCACAAAGAAGAAUGCUAAGGACUGUCAUCUAAGAUCAACUCUACUGCCCGGCAGCAUCUAUCUGUCAUUAUGAUCUUUUGUUGCUAAACUUCUUAGACUUGCAUUGACUGUCAAAGAUACAUUUGCAAAGCAAUGGAACCGUCAUUGACACAAUAACGUUCUGCUUCAGUGCAGGCACAAACACAUAUUGUUGGAGCAUUACAUUCAGUUUAGUUUCUUGGUCAAUUGUCAUGUGCCCGCUUACUCCAGCACAAAACUUGUGUGGCUAGGAAUUUGCAUGAACAAGAAAAAGUCUGAAUCUUUUGGUGUUGGGUAGCUUUGGCUGUAGCAGUAAUAAGAGUACUGAUAAAGACAAUGUUGGUUCUUUUCUUUAGCUGUAAAAGAUGACGAACUAUGUUUGAAACUCCACCCAUGAUAGAUACAACUCAGCUAAAAGAAAUUACAGCUAUGCUGGCAUGUGACAUUGAGCAUUUUCCAUAUGCAACAAAAUUUUCACUAAUUUGUUUAAUUGUUGCUUUUGAAACCAACAGUCAGCAAGUCAAUGUCUUUGAUAAUUUAUGUUCUUUGUUAUAGCCCUUUAACAAAAUACUGAUAAUGACUGGGGAAUAUGCUA
Messenger RNA from Durio zibethinus, 2009 nucleotides. RefSeq names its product CASP-like protein 5B2. The record is from RefSeq and is a predicted model, not a curated record. Gene Ontology annotation, cellular component: membrane. NCBI's taxonomy places the organism in Eukaryota, Viridiplantae, Streptophyta, Magnoliopsida, Malvales, Malvaceae.